This is a messenger RNA of Homarus americanus (American lobster), 2386 nucleotides long. RefSeq lists its product as uncharacterized. Gene Ontology annotation, molecular function: serine-type endopeptidase activity. Gene Ontology annotation, biological process: proteolysis. Bases 1 to 2331 code for a protein of 776 amino acids. The transcript has 16 exons. The record is from RefSeq and is a predicted model, not a curated record. Lineage: Eukaryota; Metazoa; Arthropoda; Malacostraca; Decapoda; Nephropidae.
AUGGGUGAAUUGCACUUCACAGAGUGGGAGACUUGCACCCCACUUCAGCCGGUGAGGAUAGACUCUUCCCACUUCUACCUCCAACAAAAAUGUCUGGGAGCGUCGGGCGGUCAUCUCGAGCCGGAGGUGCAUGACUUCAUCUUCCGCUAUAUGAUGACGGAGGAGCUUCAUGGAAGACAGGAAAUUCGUCAUUGCAUAGACUACGACACGAGGAUGACCAGUUUCAUCAAAAUGGCAAGAUUCUCACCUAUUACAAACGAGUCGUACUGGGCACAAGGUCAACCAGAUAAACAAAGCAAGUUGAUGAUCGUAGCUGUAAAUACAAGACAAACAUCAAUUCUUAUUCACUGGUACCUCCUUCCCGCCGAGGACUGCUCAGAUAGGAAUGUCUCACUGUCUCUGAACUACCCAUCAGUAAUUGGGAAUCUGGAUGUUAAUAGAUCUGCAGAUUGUGUUCAGGCAAUUGUACAAUCAUUUCCCCAAAUUCAACUCGACAUCAAGCAGGUGUCAUUUUGGCAAGUGGAACUGACCGAAGACGCCAAGAUCCUGGACACAAUGUUGGUGUCGGUGGCUGACGUCAUCAUACAUCCCGGAGUGUUCGAGAACCAGUGUGCCGAGAACAAAGAGAGUGUGUGCUGCUUCUCCCCGACCUACGAUUACUACAUUCAGAAUAAAUUUGGCGGUCCUGGCUCGCACAGCAUACACGGUGCUACACGGAGUCAGUGUUGGAUGAAACUGAAGGGCAGCUACAAAUACCCGUUGGUUCAGUGUGAUAAGGCACUUCACAGAGUGGGAGACUUGCACCCACUUCCCCAGCCGGUGAGGAUAGACUCUUCCUACUUCUACUUCUCCAACAAAAAAUGUCUGGGCGAGCGUCGGGCGGUCAUCUCGAGCCGUGAGGUGCAUGACUUCAUCUUCCGCUAUAUGAUGACGGAGGAGCUUCAUGUGGAAGACAGGAAAUUCGUCAUUGGUAUAGACUACGACAUCGAGGAUGACCAGUUUCACUGGGAAAAUGGCAAGAUUCUCACCUAUUACAACGAGUCGUACUGGGCACAAGGUCAACCAGAUAAACAAAGCAAGUUGGAUGAUCGCAGCUGUGUCGCCUACAUGAAGACAAACAUCAAUUCUUAUUCCUGGUACCUCCUUCCCGCCGAGGACUGCUCAGAUAGGAAUGUCCUCACUGUCUGUGAACUACCCAUCCGAUCGACAAAUGUGGUGCCAACAGAAAGGAAACUAGAGUGCGGCCAGCGGGUGGAGCGUGGAGUGCUGGCCAGGUCAGGAUACAGCUCGACAGAGUACUACGAGGAGGCCCAGUACGGGGAGUUCCCUUGGCAUGUGGCGGUGGUGCAGCCGAACAACUAUCGGGAAGGUGUGGUGAUGGUGUUCGUGUGUUCCGGGGCUCUCAUACACCACCAGUUUGUCCUCACGUCCGCCCACUGCGUCAGCUACACUGGCAAUAGAGACCUUGCUGUGUCAUUUGGCGAGUGGAACUUGGCCGAAGACGCCAAGCAGAUCCUGGACACAAUGUUGGUGUCGGUGGCUGACGUCAUCAUACAUCCCGGAUUCGCUUCUAUCGACUCCGUGGUGCACGAUGUAGCGCUGCUGCACCUGGACCAGGUGGUGGAGGCGAACUCGUACCCACACGUGGGGCUGGGUUGUCUACCCUCCCCUCACCUCUUCUACCAGAAGACAGGCGCCUGGGAGUGUUUCACAGUUGGUUGGCCUGAACACUCGCGUCACGGAAGUUCAUACUCCUUUACCGAUAGUUCAAAGCGUGGUAGAAGGGUCUUGCAGCGUAUAGAGUCUGACUUUGUGCCGAGGAUUCGCUGCCGUAGUCUGACAAGGAGCUACUACCGGGCUCUGCGCUCCCAGAAGCCACAACAAUACGGCUAUGACAAAGAAUACGGCUAUCAUCACGCCACCUACGAACACCACAGUUACUUCGACUUGAGGGAACCGGAGUUGAUCUGCACGGAGCCUUACGAAUCGGACACCUGUUUAGACGACUCUACUCCCAUACUUGUAUGUCGGAAAGCACAAUUUUAUACUGAUGAUCCCUUCCACACUGGCCAGCACGGAUACCCAUACGGCAACACCAGGUCUAACAAAUACGAGUCUUCAAACUCGCGCAUCAUCAACGCAUAUGGGAAGGAGAGAUUCGACAGUGAAAAGUGGUACGUGAUGGGUGUGGGUCACAGCCUCAACAAGUGUAGUGACGAGAGCUACCACAAACGACACAAGAGCCACCAGGUGUUCACGCCCGUCCACGAAUACCUCUCCUUCAUACACGCCCACCUGGAUAUCCAGUACAGUGAACCAAAUCCUUACUGAAGAUUUAAACUAGUUUUUCCUCUUUCCAUUGUGCCGCAUAUAAAAUAAAUUUUAA